Molecule: messenger RNA, 648 nt
Organism: Penicillium mononematosum
Lineage: Eukaryota; Fungi; Ascomycota; Eurotiomycetes; Eurotiales; Aspergillaceae
Product: Zinc finger CCCH-type
Exons: 5
Coding region: 190-648 (152 amino acids)
Biological process (GO): nuclear-transcribed mRNA poly(A) tail shortening; mRNA processing
Cellular component (GO): P-body; PAN complex
Molecular function (GO): metal ion binding; poly(A) binding
Source: RefSeq, a predicted model, not a curated record
GACGUCCGUGGGCUCUCCCGGAAUUGACCCGCCAACCGCGUGGACCAUUGGUGACUUGAAUUCAUAUAGGAUCAAAGCAGGGGAAUGCGGUUUUCACCCAAUAGCAUCCUUUGUUCCCUACCGAGUCCGGUUUCAAUGGGGAUCUCUUUGCGCUGAUCCGCACCAUCAAGUGGGUAUCAGCCAGAUAUCAUGGCGUCUGCCGGAAAGCCUCCAUUGGAGGAUGCUCGUCGGACGACGGGAUCACCGAAAAUGAAGAGCCGCGAGAAUGCGAAAGACACAUUGUGCCGCAACGUGACCAUCUAUGGGCGAUGCCGCUAUGAAGACAAAGGUUGUGCUUUCAAUCAUGACCCGACGAAGCUCAAUGCAAACCAGUCGGAUAGCAAGAAGCGGUUCAAUGUCGACUCACCUAGUUUCACCCCAUCAUUGCUGUCUGGGAACGGUGUAUCAGCACCAAAGAAGUCCACCGCUAUAUCUCCAAAGGCUGCUAGUGCAGCUCCUUUUCAACCUCGAACAACCUCAUCACGUUCUAACACGAGUACACCCACAACGCGGUCAGAAGCAGUCCAAGAUUGGGCGGUAGCUGAUGUCCAGGAAUUUGUUCCCCAAGGCUUCGAGCACGUGGUCAGUCGCCCCUGCCGUAUUAUUUGA